AUGAUGAUGAAACAGAAAGAGGUGAGCAUGCAUGUACGGAUGCUUACUCAAGAAAUUAGGAAGUCCCUUGAUAAGGACACAAUAUUAUACACAACUCUUGUUGAGCUUUCGAAAACCUUGGAUUUGCAAAACUGUGCAGUGUGGAUGCUAAAUGAGAACGGAAUGGAGAUGGACCUGGCCUAUCAGUUGAGUGCAAUUUCGAGGGAGCAUCAUAGGAUGCCAAUGUGUUCAAUUUCCAUAAAUGAUCCAGAUGUGUUAGAGAUUAUAAAAAAUGAAGGAGUGAGGUUUUUGAGACAAGAAUCAGUUUUGGGAGCUGCAAGCUGUGAUGGGAGUACUGAGACGGGUGCUGUUGCAGCGAUUAGGAUGCCGAUGCUUCGUGCUUCGAAUUUUAAAGGUGGGACACCAGAGUUUGUUGAUACUCGUUAUGCCAUAUUAGUUUUGGUUCUUCCAAGUACAAGUGACAGAGUUUGGAGCAUCAACGAGAUGCAGAUAGUAGAAGUGAUUGCUGAUCAGGUGGCUGUUGCUCUGUCCCAUGCUGCAGUUCUUGAGGAGUCUCAGUCAAUGAGGGAGAAACUGGAAGAGCAAAAUCGGGUUUUGCAGCAUGCUAAAAUGAAUGCAAUGAUGGCAAACCAAGCAAGGGAUGCUUUUCAAAGAGUGAUGAGCAAUGGGAUGAGGCGCCCACUUCAUUCAAUAAUAGGAUUACUGGCCAUAUUUCAAGACGAGAAUAAGAGCUCUGAACAGAGGAUAAUUGUUGACACAGUGCUUAAGACCAGUAAUGUUCUCUCGACUUUAAUAAAUGAUGCAAUGGAGAUAUCUGCCAAAGAAGAUGGAAGAUUUCCUUUAGAGAUGAGACCCUUUCGGCUGCAUUCGAUGAUCAGAGAAGCUUCAUGUCUUGUUAAGUGCUUGUGUGUUUACAAAGGCUUUGCUUUCGCCACAGAUCUUCCUAAUACUUUGCCUAAUGAGGUAAUGGGUGAUGAGAGGAGGACAUUUCAGGUUUUACUGCAUAUUGUUGGACAUUUACUGGAUGUCAGUGACGGAAAAGGGUCAGUCAUAUUCCGGGCUGUUGAGGAUGGUGGAAUUGAAGGCAGGAAUAACAAUUUGUGGGCAGUAAAAAGACCAAGCACUACUGAUGAGUCCGUGAGCAUGAAAUUUGAAGUUGAAGUUAAUGUUGAAAGUUUACAGUUGGAAAGCUCGACAUCUACAAAUUAUUUAGCUCGCAGGAGGAAAAACAACAAAGAAAUUAAACAGGGACUCAGCUUCAGCAUGUGCAAAAAGCUUGUGCAGAUGAUGCAAGGUAAUAUCUGGAUGUCCUCAAAUUCAGAGGGACGAGUGCACAGUAUGAGUUUUACUCUCAGAUUCCAGAAACAGUCUUCUUUUAGACGACACAUGUUUGAAGUUGGGAAUUCCGAGCAACAGAUCUCCAACUCAAAGCUCAGGGGCCUUAGAGUAAUUUUAGCUGAUGAUGAUGAUAUAAACAGAAUGGUUACUAAAAAGCUGCUGGAGAAACUAGGCUGCCAAGUAGCUACCGUUUCAUCUGGCUUUGAGUGUUUGAGUGCUCUGGGGCCGUCAGCAACUUCGUUCCAGGUUGUCAUUUUGGAUCUUCAGAUGCCAGAAAUGGACGGUUUUGAAGUUGCUUUGAGGAUCCGCAAGUUUCGCAGCCGUAAUUGGCCUUUAAUCAUAGCCCUGACAGCAAGUGCAGAGGAUCGUAUAUUGGAAAAAUGCUUACAAGCCGGCAUGAAUGGUCUUAUUCGAAAACCUGUUCUUCUCCAAGGAAUGGCUGACGAGAUCCGGAGGGUCCUUCAAAGAUCAGGUGAAGGUCGAAAAGGAUAUACGAGAACGAAAAGUUCCAAUGACAAUGUGGGGAUAGGAGAGGUGGUAAAGGAAGAGAAUGUUGGUGAAGUAAUGACAUUUAAGUAG
Molecule: messenger RNA, 1917 nt
Organism: Fraxinus pennsylvanica
Lineage: Eukaryota; Viridiplantae; Streptophyta; Magnoliopsida; Lamiales; Oleaceae
Source: the annotation of a GenBank genome assembly